GUGCGGCGCGGCUGGGCGCUAAGAUGGCGGCGGCGUGAGUUGCAUGUUGUGUGAGGAUCCCGGGGCUGCCGCGUCGCUCGGGCCCCGCCAUGGCCGUCACCAUCACGCUCAAAACGCUGCAGCAGCAGACCUUCAAGAUCCGCAUGGAGCCUGACGAGACGGUGAAAGUGCUAAAGGAAAAGAUAGAAGCUGAGAAGGGUCGUGAUGCCUUCCCUGUGGCCGGACAGAAACUCAUCUAUGCUGGCAAGAUCUUGAGCGAUGAUGUCCCCAUUAGGGACUAUCGCAUCGAUGAGAAGAAUUUUGUGGUCGUCAUGGUGACCAAGGCCAAAACUAGCCCAAGCACUUCAGUACCCCCAGAGGCCUCACCCACUGCUGCCCCAGAGUCCUCCACAACCUUCCCUCCGGCCCCUGCCUCAGGCAUGUCCCAACCCCCACCCACCGACAGAGAGGACAAGAGCCCAUCGGAGGAAUCAGUCCCCACGACGUCCCCGGAGUCCGUGUCAGGCUCUGUUCCCUCUUCAGGUAGCAGCGGGCGAGAGGAAGACGCGGCCUCCACGCUAGUGACGGGCUCAGAGUAUGAGACGAUGCUGACGGAGAUCAUGUCCAUGGGCUAUGAGCGGGAGCGUGUCGUGGCCGCCCUGAGAGCCAGCUACAACAACCCCCACCGGGCCGUGGAGUAUCUGCUCACGGGAAUUCCUGGGAGCCCUGAGCCAGAACCCGGUUCUGUCCAGGAGAGCCAGGUGUCUGAGCCGCCGACCACAGAAACAGCGGGAGAGAACCCCCUGGAGUUCCUGCGAGACCAGCCGCAAUUCCAGAACAUGCGGCAGGUGAUUCAGCAGAACCCGGCACUGCUGCCGGCCCUGCUCCAGCAGCUGGGCCAGGAGAACCCUCAGCUUUUGCAGCAAAUCAGCCGGCACCAGGAGCAGUUCAUCCAGAUGCUGAAUGAGCCCCCCGGGGAGCUGGCGGACAUCUCAGACACGGAGGGUGAGGUGGGCGCCAUAGGCGAGGAGGCCCCGCAGAUGAACUACAUCCAGGUGACGCCACAGGAGAAGGAGGCCAUAGAGCGGUUGAAGGCCCUGGGCUUCCCCGAGAGCCUGGUGAUCCAGGCGUACUUCGCUUGUGAAAAGAAUGAGAACUUGGCUGCUAACUUCCUCCUCAGUCAGAACUUUGAUGAUGAGUGAUGCCGGGAGGCCAGGCUGCCCACUGCCCCCACCCUGCCCCCAGCUCCACAAAAGUUUUAUAAAAGAAAAAAAUAUAUAUAUAUUCAUGUUUAUUUAAGAAGUGGAAAAAAAUCAAAAACUUUAAAAAAAACCCACUCCCACCCUCCUGAAGUGGCCCCCAUUCCCAUCUUGGCCUGAGAAGACCCGGCCAGACAGCUGUCCCCCUCCCCCGCCCCCGCCCUGCCUGCUUGAAGGAGCUGGCAGGACUGCAGGCGACAGAUGGGCCCCUCUUGGCCUCUGUCCCAGCUCCCUGCAGCCAGAUGGAGAGGCGGCUGCUUGCUUCCCCAUCCCCCGAAGAGCCCCCGAGACCUCCCCCCUCCCUCUUCCAGGGUGAGGCCCCAGACUUUCACCCCUCACUGGAGUGGCCCAGACCUUUUCGUGUGGGGUGAGCACUCCCAGGCCCUCCCCAGUCUGGCCUUGGCCUGCAGCCCCGGCCGGGGAGGAGGAAGCGGGCUUGCCCCCCUGGGGAAGGGUAACAUCCAAGCCGCUCUGGAGGUCGAGGGCCCCCCACCCCGGACAGGACUGUGUCUCUGAUAAAGGUUUUGAAGUGAAUAAAGUUUUAAAACGCAGCCCUGUGGUGUGUGCCUGCUGGGGCUCCCCACUCCCACUCGGCUGGGCCUGGGGCUAGUUGGGCACGGGCAAUGCAGGAAUGCCGAGGAGGGGCAGAGGGGGGCUCCCAGUGCCUCCUCCCCCCUCGAAGCUGUCUCCUUUCCAGGCAGGGGGCCCAGCCCCAGCUCAGCCUUGGCAGGGCUGCUGCUCCCGCCCCCCACCAUCUCACCACAGUCUGUUGUGGCUCCACUUGUCCCCUGGUAAUUGGCUAAUUACUGGAGAUUAAUGUUGGUAAACA
This is a messenger RNA of Diceros bicornis minor, 2067 nucleotides long. RefSeq names its product RAD23 homolog A, nucleotide excision repair protein (gene RAD23A). The record is from RefSeq and is a predicted model, not a curated record. NCBI's taxonomy places the organism in Eukaryota, Metazoa, Chordata, Mammalia, Perissodactyla, Rhinocerotidae. Gene Ontology annotation, molecular function: proteasome binding; damaged DNA binding; polyubiquitin modification-dependent protein binding. Bases 90 to 1181 code for a protein of 363 amino acids. Gene Ontology annotation, biological process: proteasome-mediated ubiquitin-dependent protein catabolic process; nucleotide-excision repair. Gene Ontology annotation, cellular component: cytosol; nucleoplasm. The transcript is spliced from 9 exons.